UCUGUUCUCUGUAUUUGUGCAGCAGAUAAAGUGCAUCAGAUCAUCUGUGCGGGUCAGAGAUGCUCGUGUUUUAGAGGCAUCAGCAUCAGUUGCAGUGAAAGGAAUGAGAUCAGAGCAUCGAUGUUUCACUGGGGCAAGUGGAAGAAGAGGAUGGGCGCCAACAGUUCAUCCAAGAGACCGGUGUUCGACGACAAAGAGGACGUGAAUUUCGACCACUUCCAGAUCCUCCGAGCCAUCGGAAAGGGGAGUUUUGGGAAGGUGUGUAUCGUGCAGAAACGGGACACAGAAAAGAUGUACGCAAUGAAGUACAUGAACAAACAACAGUGUAUCGAGCGCGACGAGGUCCGGAACGUCUUCAGAGAGCUCGAGAUCCUUCAGGACAUUGAACACGUGUUUCUAGUGAAUCUCUGGUGACUUUCUCUCUUGUGUUUCUGUGCACACGCAUGACUGUUUUAUACUCAGUCUUAAAGGAACCCAAAAAUGAAAGUUCUGUCAUCAUUUACUCACCCUUGUGUUGUUCCAAACCCGUAUGGCUUUCUUUCUUCAACGGAAAACAAGAGGAGAUGUUUACCUGAAUGUUCAUAAAACUAUGUGACAGA
Xyrauchen texanus (razorback sucker) is the source of this 599-nucleotide messenger RNA. RefSeq names its product serine/threonine-protein kinase 32C-like. The record is from RefSeq and is a predicted model, not a curated record. Bases 121 to 414 code for a protein of 97 amino acids. Lineage: Eukaryota; Metazoa; Chordata; Actinopteri; Cypriniformes; Catostomidae. Gene Ontology annotation, molecular function: G protein-coupled receptor binding; G protein-coupled receptor kinase activity; ATP binding. Gene Ontology annotation, biological process: G protein-coupled receptor signaling pathway; regulation of signal transduction; protein phosphorylation. The transcript is spliced from 3 exons.